GAAAUUCGUGGAAACGAAAGCUUCCGGAUCCGAUUGGUGGUCAACGUGUGGAAGAUAUUGAUCUUAGCAUUUUGAGGACGCCGAGAGGGAAAAAAUCAUAUUCCAUACCUUAAGAAUUUUGAAAGGAAAAUGAGCCAUAAAGAAAAAAUUGAUUAAUCGCUUAAAAGUUUCAACGAGCUGCUGUACACAGGAAAUGAUGGUUACGUUUUUCUAGGCCUGACACGGAGAAGAAUCGUCGCGCCAAACAGAAGUGGAAUGUCUCUUCUCACAAAAUUGGCAUUCUUGGUUGGAAUAAUAGCAAUCUGCAUCUCAAUAAGCGGUUUUUAUAAGAUCAUCAAUGAGAUCCACUCAUCUUUGAAUUAUGAAGAUCGAGUCGUCGGAAGCAUUAGCAAGGAUACAUUACGACUCUUCAACAAUUAUGACCAAGAUGGUGAUCGAUACCUUGAUAUAUUUGAAUUUGACGCAGUGAAAAAAUUCAUCCUAGCAAGUCAAGAGCAUGAGAAGCAUAUAACAGAGGAAGAGGUUGACACAAAGUUAAAAAAAGAAAAACUCAUCAAUGCAAAACUACCCCAAGAUGUAGAAUACAUAACACUGAGAGCUAAAUUCAAGCCACUUUUACUAGAAACUAUGUCAAAGAGCAAACAUGAUUUGCAAGGGAUUGAUCCAAUGGGUGAUGUUCAUUUAAAAGGAUUGAAAUCCUGGCAAAAGCCAUUUAUUCAAGAGCUUAAUUUUACCUGUAAAGAUUUGAACAUAUUUCUCCCAAAAGGGAAUGUGAAGGUGGGAGAAGCCUGGGAUGUUGUUCUGCCAAUCUCUUCAAGAUAUGAGCCUGGGCUUUCCCACAAUCGUUUCUAUCCAGAAAAGCCUACGGGGGAGAAAGAAAGAGUGCUUUUGAAUAUCCUGACAAUGUUUUGGCCACAACCUUUUGUUCUGAAUAGAUUUGCACCUCAAGGAACAAUGGCAGUGUUAAGAGGGAUAACAAAGGACUAUUAUGACAUAGUUUUUAGGGUGCAUGCAGAGUUUCAAAUGAAUGAGCCACCAAACUUCCCAUUCUGGUUUACACCAGCACAAUUUACUGGAAACAUUAUCAUAAGCAAAGAUGGGGAGCAUAUUGAACAUUUUCAUAUUUUUGUACCAAAUGAUAAAAAGUUGAAUGUAGACAUGGAAUGGAUUACUGGAAAAAAGAAAGUCAUUGACCAAGCAAGUGAUCCUUGGGAAAUGGAGGUUGAUAUAGGAUACUUGCCUGAGAUGUCCCUUGAAAAUGAAUUUCCAAGCCGGAGAAUUGGUGAAAAUAGGAAGCAAAAGGAACAAUUUGCAUGGGACAACGAAAUUUCCCCAUACGAGGCGAAGAGAAUACUACAGAAAAAGUUUUAUCCCUUCCAGGAGAUUGAGUAUUUACCUUUCAACAAAACGUAUCAGAGAGCUCAAAAUGAAGAUAAACUUGUUCACCACAUUUUACUUUGGGGUGCUUUAGACGACCAGUCAUGCUGAGGUUCCGGGCGAACUCUCCGGGAAGGGCCUUUGGAGAGUUCGCCCAUUUUGAAGUUGCUCAAAAAGCACUUCAUAAGCUCGUGGUCUUUGAUUGCAGAGCUCAAGGACCUCUCUGCAAACAGCACUGAUGCUGAUGUUAGAAAACUUGCAGAUAUUGGUCUGGAAGGAUAUAAGUUCCCUGUUCAAUCAAUGGUUCAGUACCCAAAUGGAACGAUUCUUUCUAGUUUGAACGCAAAUGAAUUAUUGGAUGCAUCGCAAACAUUGAAUUCUAUUUCCAGUGUUUUUGAUGAUCCUGUCAGUUCCAACUACUACAAUUUCUUGCAGCAAGGAUUGAAGAAAGCUGGUAGAGAGCUUUAGAUAAAAUAGAGUCAUUUUUACGCAUUUAAAUUUUUCUUAUUAUUCAUGUUUCCAGCUGAUUUAGUUUUUAGAUGGUUUUAACCUUGAUAUUGGCUUAGCACGUUCUUCAUCAGAAUUCUUAACUUUUCCAUACCCGCAACUCUAUGAUGCCACAUUAUUUUCCUGUAUGCUGGCCUUUGAACAGUUGUAUCUGCGAACUCCCGUCACUUUUGCAAGGCAGCUACAUGUUUGUUGAAGUUUUCCAAACUUCCUAGAAUUUAUCAAACUCAAAAAGCGAGCUUUGAUUUGGCGAAAUAUGAGUCAUUACCAGAUUUUUGUUUGUUUCAUGUGACAAAAUCUGUUAACUUCAUUUUUUAUGUAACGUUCAUCUCUUCUUAUUUUAGUCUCUUGUAAUUCAGUUACGUGGCUGUUAUGAAAACAGUUUUGUAAAAUGCUUUUAACAGCAUUCGGGACUGUUUGAUACUUAUCAGCCGUCUGCUAACAUCUUAUUUUAUUGUUUAGAUAUUUAGAUUGUAUUUGUAAUUAAUGUUAAAAAAACACUGCUGGA
This is a messenger RNA of Rhopilema esculentum, 2392 nucleotides long. RefSeq names its product selenoprotein N-like. Lineage: Eukaryota; Metazoa; Cnidaria; Scyphozoa; Rhizostomeae; Rhizostomatidae. Gene Ontology annotation, molecular function: calcium ion binding. Gene Ontology annotation, cellular component: endoplasmic reticulum membrane. The record is from RefSeq and is a predicted model, not a curated record. Gene Ontology annotation, biological process: skeletal muscle fiber development; calcium ion homeostasis.